Messenger RNA from Mya arenaria, 3444 nucleotides. Its product is annotated as receptor-binding cancer antigen expressed on SiSo cells-like. The transcript is spliced from 5 exons. Gene Ontology annotation, cellular component: secretory granule. Bases 260 to 937 code for a protein of 225 amino acids. The record is from RefSeq and is a predicted model, not a curated record. Lineage: Eukaryota; Metazoa; Mollusca; Bivalvia; Myida; Myidae.
AGAAGUGACAAAAGUUUUAUUCCUUUAAAGACACGAAAAUUGAAAUAAAGUUGAACACGAUCCCCACCCAUUUUAUAUACGUGUGGUUACGCACAACUAUUACUUAUGUUUGUUCAAUUCUUACUAAUUGGGAGUUGAAUUUGACCAUUUAAAUAAUGUAUAUGCACUGUUGACCAAUAAUACAAUGUAACGUAAUCCCACUCACGAUAUGCAGAUGUUUUGAUGAUUCAUUGCACACAUGUUUACAAAAUGAAAGCAGAUGAUCAAGGUGGUUUGGAAUGUUGUCAAGAAAAUCUUUAGUGUCAUUUUUCUCCUGCUGUCACCUCUUAAGCGCCUAUGGUGUCGGCGUAAAAGGCGGACGUCAGACACAAUUCUGCCUUUGACCAACCAUUAUCCAUCUGUAGAAAACCUGAAUGCAAAUUACUCAGCUUUGAAUGGAUCUAGUCAGGGUGGAGAAGAUUUGACUGCCUGGGACCAGUGGGAUGACCAGCAACAGCAGCAGUACAAUGAGCGUGUGAGGUCUGUGGAGGAAUAUCGUCAACGGCAACUGUUGCAACAGCAACAAUCCCAAGAGGAGAUGCCGGAACCGGACUACUUUCAAGACAUGAUCCCAGAUUAUAAAAAGCAGAAAAAGGUAUUAAUCAAGAAGAGAGAGGAGAACAGUGUGAACACAGGGUCAAUCUCCAGCAAACUGGCCAUGUCAACAGAUGUUCCUUUAAUGCAGUCAUCAGAGCUGGCCAGCUGGGAGGAGCAGGACAAUGCUUGGGAUGAGGACAAUGAUACCGAGCUAGGCUGGGAGGCUGACAAUGUGAUCCGGGAGAAACGGAAACAGGACAGACAACAGCGGCAAUUAGAGAACCAGAAGCGAAACAGGGAGCGGGAACAGCAGAGGCAGGCAAAAUCACAUUCCAAUUUAGCGGCUGUGAGACUAUCGUGAUAAAGGCUUGAAGUGGUGGAAUCUCGGUUAAAUGUGCAUCUACAUGACUGUAUGCUGAGAUUGUAUGAUUUAUAUAAUUUAUAAUGUUGAGUGUAGGAUAAAAUAAGUAAUUUUGUAUAAAGAAGAUUAUUAUGUGCUGGGUAAAGGGGCAGUGAAUGUGUUGUAUGGUAGGUUAUCAAAUCAUUGUCCAUUUACAUUUUUUGUACAGAUUGUUGGUCAUUUAAUUAACAUGAUUACAUUUAUUUAUAUUGUGUGCAGUCAUGAUGAACCUGUAUAUACAUUAUAUGUAAUGCAAUCUUAGAAAACAAGGUCACAGACGAGAUUGAUGUUACAAGAGAAAUCACGUCUUUUAAUACACUGAUUUUGAAGUGUGACAUUGGCUUACUUUUACUGUAUCAUUGUUAAUUGACAGUAAAAAAACCCCAACACCAUCACAUUUAAAAAUUCAGAGUGUUGAAAAGAAACAUGUUUUCUCACAUUACAGUGUGGCUGGGUUUUCACGGAUUGUAAUAUUCUGAAAAGUUUGUCGAAACUGAAAAUGUGUUAAUCUUGACACAUUUUAGAUUCUUACUAUUGUGUUUACCUUAUUGGUAUAGUAGUUUUACAUGUUCUUUACAAUGGUACUAUGUAAGCAACAAAGUAAGAAUGUUUUUUAUUCAUGUGUAUUGAAACUAUGGAUGUUUUCCAUACAAUGGACACUUCUGUACAUGCUGUGGGAUCUUAUGAUGAUUAGUAAGUCAAUAUGUUUCAUUCUCUUAUAUUGUAUUUAUAUGUUAUUCUUGAUCAUUAUUAUCUACAUGAAUACAUAUAUGUUUAUGUUUAAAACAUGCCCUUUCCGUUACACAUAUUUGUGUAAACAUAUUCGAGAUCAGUUUGCCUCAGGAUUAGUUAUGUGGUAAUAAAAAUAGAAUAGCUUUCUUGAUAACAUGAUACAAGUAUGUGAGUGUGGUUUAUAGAUAGGUCAAACAUUUGUUUUAAGUUGUUGUACAAUGAACAUCAUUUGAUUAAAAAAAUAAAAAUAUUAGGGGAAUUUGUAAAUAAAGAAUUCUGUUUGACUUAAAAUAAUGGCUAAAAUCUGUUAUUUUACUUCUUAUAAUUGGGCCUUUAUGUUUCUGAAACUUAACUUCAGUCAAUAUGCGCUCUAUGUACCGAAAUCAGAUCAGACACGCUUGACAUAUUGUCUGACAUCUUUUAAGUCUACGCAGGACAUUUUCGUGUUACCUAGGUUAUUUUUCAGUAAACAUGCAAAUACUCAAAUUAAAUUAUAUUAUAAAUUAUUAUAUAAUAUAAAUGUAUAAUAGGAUAUGACUUCAACACUUUUUUUUUAUUGACAUACAAAAUUUAACUGUGUAUUACACUGCUACAAUUCUGGAGUAAAAUUUUGGUACCAUCUUAAACAUACAAUUAAUUUCUUUAAAACAAAAGUGGUUUAUUAAACUAAUAUAUUUUAACAUAUAUUCAUUAUCUUGACCUGAUAUCUAUGAGUGUCAGAGUUUUAAAUGGAUUUGGCAAUGCUUGUUAACGAUGCAGAUCACCUCAAAAUGGCGUCUUUUGAGGAAAUAUCGGGAAGCCGCAUUUUAGGCUGAUCUGUGCGGGUAGGCACACCACACAGAUAUGGAAUAUAAACAUUCAGUGAAAUGACAUUUAUCAAAAGGCUUUAUACACAGUUAAUAGUACACAUAUCAGUUUUACCCUGACUAAAUCAUCGGGCAAUUCUGUCAUCCAUUCUUUGAACAUAGGACAGACAGUUUUAACAUAUACCAGCAAUGUCCAACGUGUUUUCGAGUUCACUGAUGUGCUUCACAUGCUACUAGAAGUAAGAAUUAGAAGCGCCUUUUGGUCUAGGUGAUUUUCAUUUUACUUCAGAAGUCGUAGGAAAUUUUGUUUAUGUCUUAAAUUUGGGGUUACUUAACAUGAUGUCGCCUUUAACUAACAUAAUGCAGGGAUUGUGAUUUUUAGCGAUAAGCAUCGAUAUUUAACAUUUGAUCAAAGAUAAAACCAGACACAACAUGAUAAUUAUGUGUAUGACCCCACAAUUUAAAUACUUUAAAACUGCAUUUUUAACAUGAAAUGAAUUUACUUGUAUGACAAAUGCAACUGUGAACCUAAGAAAGUUUUUUGAGUGAGAGAUAGAGAUGUUGUCCUUGAAGGUUUGGUAAACAAAUAUCAUAUGAUGAUCACCAAGGAUGAUGAAGUUCAGGAUAAAUCCUGAAGUCAGGAUUGAGUUGUAUAAAUUUGGCCUAAACCCAAUAUACUCAAAAUAAUUAGGAUUUUCAGUUACUUACCAUUGUUACAUAUGUGCAUGCAUGUGCAUGUAUAUUCCUAGUGCUCUUCUGUUGUUGAUUUGUUACAGAUUAACAUUAUUUCAAACAAAAGUUAAUUUCUUAUUGUGUUCAAUAAAGCAGUAUUGACCACAUGUGUAAUAUCGCACAUUUGUGGUUUAUAUUGUAAAUGUUUUUUGUUGUCAUAACAUUCUGGUCAACUACUUGAAUAAACAACAAAAGAUA